AUGGCAUUGUCUGAAUCCCAAAUACCACCCGACGCCCAGCAUUAUUUGGUGUGUGGCACUGAAGACUGUGAGAAGAACUGCCAGUUUUACUGCAAUGACUGUCACCAACCAAUGUGUGAACAAUGCAGAGAUGAACAUCAGAAGAAUAAGAAAACCAAGAUCCAUGACGUAGCCUCUUACAGUGAACGCAAACGACAAAUUCCUGUUGAGAAAUGCAAGAUCCAUCCAACAAAAGAAAUAGAUCUUCUCUGUGAAGUAUGUUGGAUUCCAAUCUGUUCUAAAUGUACAGGCACUAAAGAACACCGUGGCCAUGUGUUUACCGAUCUAGAAAUGGUUUUCAAUGAAAAAGUUACACUUUUUCACAAAGAAAUUGCUAAAAUACAAGACUAUUUAAAUCCUACAUCUCAAGAUUUGAAAACGGAAAUUGCUAGAGAUAUCACAGCAAUAAAGGAGAUCAUGGACGACAUAAGAGCAUCCAUGAGGGCUGAAGCUGAUGCUGUGAAAAAAGUGGUAGAUGCAGUCAUGUCAGAUAAUAUAGAACAAGUCGACAAAACAGAGCAGUCAUUGUUACAAACAUUAAAUGAACAAGGCCUAGAAAUAGAUGACUACAGCAAUUAUCUAAAUAGUUUAACCAAAACACUUUAUAGUUACCUUUCUCCUUCAAACAUUCAACAAUUAUCAUUUGCUCUUAAAUUAGAAAACUUGAUUAUACGACCCAUACCAGAGACAUCCGAAACAGUUCCACCUGUAUUUAGCGCUGGUCAAUACAGCAAGGAAGAUGUUGCCAAACUACUGGGUAGACUCUGGGUCAGUGAUAGUAGAGGUAGUCUUGUCCGAACAGAUCUAAACAGGAAUCAGUAUUUGAGAAUACGAAGCAGUGGUGGAUGUGAAGGUUAUCACACAAUAACAACGGAUGGGGAACUAUUAUAUACAGACAGAGACAAAAACGUCAUCAAAAGGGUAACAAAACAUAAUGAAAUCAUUGAAUUUAUUAACACAGGAGACUGGGAAGCGCUCAGUGUACACUACUCCAAAAUAAAUGGGGACAUUUUUGUGGGGUUGAGAAAGGUUCGAAAAGGGAAUGUCAUCAGAUACAACAAGACAGGAAAGGAAAUACAGAACAUACAGAUAGACAAGAAAAGACAAAAACUCUAUGAUAUACCUCACUAUAUCACAGAAAACAUGAAUGGUAAUAUCUGUGUGUCAGACUAUGGCAAAGAAGCUGUAGUGGUGGUGGAUAAAUUAGGACAACACAGGUUCUCCUAUACAGGUCAAGUGUCAGGGUUUGGUCCCUAUGGCAUUAGUACUGAUGUUCUUGGGCACAUUCUGGUUUGUGAUAGUGUCAGUAAUACAAUUCAUCUUCUGGAUCAGGACGGUCAAUUCUUGUCUCAACUACUCACAGAAGAACAAGGGAUAGAACAUCCCCGCAGUGUAUGUGUUGAUAACGAAAACAAUCUCUGGGUGGGACAACUCACAAAUACAGUGACAGUGUACAAGUUUACACAGUGAUCAAUGCGUAUGUUGUUAAUGUAUUGACAUAUGCAUCUGGUUUGAAGUACUGUAAAAGUGGUUAUUUAACCUGGUGGUUA
This is a messenger RNA of Magallana angulata, 1589 nucleotides long. Its product is annotated as E3 ubiquitin-protein ligase TRIM71-like. Bases 1 to 1509 code for a protein of 502 amino acids. Gene Ontology annotation, molecular function: ubiquitin-protein transferase activity; zinc ion binding. Gene Ontology annotation, biological process: positive regulation of DNA-templated transcription. The record is from RefSeq and is a predicted model, not a curated record. The transcript is spliced from 2 exons. Gene Ontology annotation, cellular component: chromatin; nucleoplasm. NCBI's taxonomy places the organism in Eukaryota, Metazoa, Mollusca, Bivalvia, Ostreida, Ostreidae.